Messenger RNA from Rhizopus microsporus ATCC 52813, 1002 nucleotides. RefSeq names its product kinase-like protein. Gene Ontology annotation, biological process: protein phosphorylation. The coding region runs from base 1 to 1002 and encodes 333 amino acids. The record is from RefSeq and is a predicted model, not a curated record. The transcript is spliced from 12 exons. Gene Ontology annotation, molecular function: ATP binding; protein kinase activity. Lineage: Eukaryota; Fungi; Mucoromycota; Mucoromycetes; Mucorales; Rhizopodaceae.
AUGUUGGCAGACAUCAUUGAAUACUGUCAAGAAAGAGGAUUAAAGACAGAAGGAGCCAAGUCAGAGCUGAUUGAAGGCUUGAUCAGUUGGAAAGAAAGUCUUCGGUUGGUCCCUGCGCCAUCAACACCUAGGCUCUAUACAGCACAUGAACUCUUUCCAGACUCGUCCAGAACAUUAUUAUCUCCAGAGAAAAGACUAGAACUGAACUCUCGAGAACUCUCAUUAUUAUUCCUCGACGACAAGAAUCCUCAGUUUGAUAUAGCCUAUAGUGCAUUAACCAUUGGCAGAAAAUUAGGAAGUGGAGGGUUCAAGGACUGUUAUGCAGGCUAUUAUAAAGGAGAACCAGUAGCUAUAGGAGAAUUAAGGCUCACUCAGUUCAAUCAAGUAGAUUUGAAUGAGAUUAAACAUGAGAUUGACGUAUUAAAACAAUUACGACAUGAAAACGUGAUCCGAUUUAUUGGUGUCUGUACUCACCCGCAGCACUUGUGUAUCAUCACAGAACUUUGUGAAAAGGGGGACUUGUUUGAUGUCAUCAGAUCUUUUAAGAAACCAAGCUUCUCUCAAUUGGUGAUGUAUAUGUAUGAUAUUGCCUUGGGUGUUUCUUAUCUCCAUACGAGAAGGCCAUCCAUUAUUCAUAGAGAUUUGAAAUCAAUGAAUAUUUUGGUAAAGGUCUCUGCAGAUGAUCGUGCAAAGAUCAAUGACUUUGGUUUAGCUAGAAUUAGACCCAAGGCGAAUAUAUUGAUGCAUACACAUUGUGGAACGCCCAACUGUUAUACAGAAAAGGUCGAUGUCUAUGCUUGUGGUCUCAUCUUUUGGGAAAUUUUAACAUGGGGAGAGUAUGGCUACCCGUACCAAGACAUGUCAGAGCAUGCUCUGUAUGUAGCUGUCAAAGAACAACGUAUUCGACCUCCUUUAGGAAAGUUAAGCCAAUUAUAUCCACAUCAAUUACUCUUGUUGAUCAUGGAGAUGUGGGAAGGAGAACCACGACUGCAAUAUUUAUAA